Micropterus salmoides (largemouth bass) is the source of this 1555-nucleotide messenger RNA. RefSeq names its product cathepsin K-like. The transcript has 5 exons. Lineage: Eukaryota; Metazoa; Chordata; Actinopteri; Centrarchiformes; Centrarchidae. The record is from RefSeq and is a predicted model, not a curated record. Gene Ontology annotation, biological process: immune response. Gene Ontology annotation, cellular component: lysosome. Gene Ontology annotation, molecular function: cysteine-type endopeptidase activity. Bases 20 to 772 code for a protein of 250 amino acids.
GUUAAUUGUUUCUCUGUCCAUGCAGACGUCAGAGGAAGUGGCCGAGAAGAUGACCGGCCUGCUGGUCCCGAUGGACCACGAGCGCAGCUUCACCAUGGCUCUGGAUGACAAGGUGUCCAAGCUUCCCAAAUCUGUUGACUACCGCAAGAAGGGCAUGGUGACUCCAGUGAAGAACCAGGGUUCCUGUGGCUCCUGUUGGGCCUUCAGCUCAGCCGGGGCCCUGGAGGGCCAGUUGGCCAAGCAGACGGGUAAGCUGAUAGACCUCAGUCCCCAGAACCUGGUGGACUGCGUCACAGAGAACGACGGCUGCGGAGGAGGCUACAUGACCAAUGCCUUCAAGUACGUGCAGGAAAACGGAGGCAUCGACUCUGACGAGGCCUACCCAUACAUCGGAGAGGAUCAGCCGUGCCGUUACAAUUCAUCAGGCAUGGCAGCCCAGUGCAAAGGCUACAAGGAGGUCCCAGUGGGCGACGAGCAUGCGCUGGCUGUCGCACUGUAUAAAGUGGGUCCAGUAUCGGUGGGCAUCGACGCCACGCUGAGCACCUUCCAGUUCUACACCAAAGGUAUUUACUACGACCGCAACUGUAACAAAGACGACAUCAAUCACGCCGUGCUGGCAGUGGGCUAUGGAGUCAACACCAAGGGGAAGAAGUUCUGGAUUAUCAAGAACAGCUGGGGCGAGGGCUGGGGCAAAAAUGGCUUCAUCCUGAUGGCACGCAACCGUGGCAACCUCUGCGGCAUCGCCAACCUCGCCAGCUACCCCACUAUGUGAAGAGACUAGCGUGAAGCUCAGAGGAAGACAAGGGUGGACGUAGGGGCUUUGCUCAGACUACUACACACACAAAUACACUUGGAAAUGUACACAGAGUUCAUUCCAACAUGUCAGCAACCACUACAAAAAAUUAAUGAAAGGUUUACCUUUAUCAUAUAUAUACAUAUAUAUCCAUAUUUUGGAUUAUCCAUACAGUAAAAAUAAAUUAAUGUAGGACUUUUGGAAUGAACCUUCUCCAAUGAUAAAAAGUGUUGGAUCCUAAUGUCCAAAAAAAUGUCUAAAUGGGACGUUUGGUCAUCUUGAAUAAAUUGAAGCACUUUAAAACCCUUAAGUCUUUCGGUUUAAUCUCCGAACCAGCCGACCUCCACUUUUGUCUGCUUCAUAAAGAAACACAUACAGUUUUAGUACCUCCAGGUGUUAGUAACCCUACCCUACAUCACCGGUUGGCUUUGCGUCAAAGUGCCAAUUUGAAUCUACAAACCUACCAGGCACAACCAACAUUUCACCGGAUUUGACUUGUAGUCAGUGACAGUUUCAUUCCCUAGCUUUAAUUACAGUUUGUGUGCAAACUAACAGAGUUUAGAUUCAGUGUGACAGGAAACAUUGCUGGGCAAUGGGACCUCCUCCUUUCCUGUUGACGCAGAGUCACUUCCUUUAGAAUUUUAACCAGUUCUUCUCUUGAUCGUGUCGACUUUUGGUGUUUUUGUUCUGUUCAGCACUUUUCUGAUGAUCAAACGGUAAAGUGAUGUUUUCUAUGAUAUUGAAUAAAGGUUUCAUUUUGAA